AUGGGAGAUAUCGCAAUUAAACCCAUCACUCAUCACGUGGAAGAUCAACUUGCCCAGCCAGAGCAUCUAUCCCAAGAGCACCAGACCUAUCUCCUCCAGAGGCACGGCAGGGUGGAUUUAGUGCCGCUGCCUUCAAAUGAUCCAUUGGACCCGCUGAACUGGCCGGCAUGGAAGAAAAAUAUCAACCUCGCCCUCGUCGCCUUUCAUGGCCUGGUAUCCACCGGCGGAGCGGUUGCCGUGGUCCCGGCUUUUGAAACAUGGACAAUCCAGUUCCAAGUCUCAAUGGACAUUGCCAGUUACCUCGGCUCUGCACAGGCAAGCAUUCCCCAGAUGAGUAGCAACAGGUCAGCUCAAAGCUACGGUGCACUCAUGGCACUACGUAUCCUGCAAGCCCUGUUCAUCUCCCCGGGGAUCGCUAUGGGACAGGCGGUGGUGGCGGAGUCUUUCUUUGCUCAUGAGAGGGGACAGAAGAUGGGAAUAUGGGCUCUCCUAAUCACUCUCGGGCCACCGGUCGGCCCUUUCAUCAUGGGCUUCGUGAUCCAACACCUCGACUGGCGUUGGAUGUUCUGGAUCAUGGCAAUCAUUAAUUUUAGCCAAUUCCUGGCCUAUUUGGUUCUGAGCCCCGAAACCCUGUACGAUCGUGAUCCGACAGUCCAGACCAGACCCAGCCGGUACUUUGGCUUCAGGCGAAUCAUACCUGGGCCCUUGACAAAACAGGAAUUUUUGCUUCCAUUCCGUCUACUGGGAGAUAUGCGGGUGCUUCUGCCCACCAUUGCAUAUGCCAUCGUCUUCAACUUUACUCUGGUUCUAAUGACGGUGGAAAUUCCUGCUUUUUUCACCGAGUUAUUCCAUCUAUCACCACAGCAGAUCGGUAUCAAUUUCCUCGGUCUGUUGGUCGGAUGCUCGCUAGGCGAGGUAGUCGGCGGCCCAUUGAGCGACUUCUGGCAACAUAAAUUGUCCAAUUGCGAACUCAACUCCCAUCCACCCCCUGAGCGACGCUUAUGGCUCUCAUACCCCGGGUUUAUCCUAACCACGGUGGGCAUCGCCAUCUUCUGCGUCACCUUGGAUGAAGCCACUCCGCUCCACUGGACCAUCAAGCCGAUCAUAGGCAUCGCCAUUGGGGGCUUUGGAGUCCAGAUCGUGACUACCAUAUGCAUUACCUAUUGCUCUGACUGCCACCCCGAAAUCCGGUCGUCUGCGCUCGGGGUCGCCAUCAACUUCGUGCGCUGCACAUGGGGAUUUAUUGGUCCCUUCUGGUUUCCGUACAUGUUUGACUCAUGUGGAUUGCGCGGAUCGGUGGGUUUGAUGGCGGGAAUUAUAGUGGUAUUUUCGAUUCUUCCAGUGGCUGUUGUGCAGUUUGUUGGGGGACGGGGUUAA
This is a messenger RNA of Penicillium lagena, 1377 nucleotides long. Its product is annotated as major facilitator superfamily domain-containing protein. Bases 1 to 1377 code for a protein of 458 amino acids. Gene Ontology annotation, biological process: transmembrane transport. The record is from RefSeq and is a predicted model, not a curated record. Lineage: Eukaryota; Fungi; Ascomycota; Eurotiomycetes; Eurotiales; Aspergillaceae. Gene Ontology annotation, molecular function: transmembrane transporter activity. The transcript is spliced from 10 exons.